This is a messenger RNA of Ochotona princeps (American pika), 2369 nucleotides long. It is a transcript of the gene COL9A1, whose product is annotated as collagen type IX alpha 1 chain. NCBI's taxonomy places the organism in Eukaryota, Metazoa, Chordata, Mammalia, Lagomorpha, Ochotonidae. The coding region runs from base 19 to 2061 and encodes 680 amino acids. The record is from RefSeq and is a predicted model, not a curated record. The transcript has 32 exons.
CAGCAGAGGGCUGUGAACAUGGCCUGGGCAGCAGGCCGCCUUGGUGCCCUCGGGCUGCAGCUGCUGCUCUCAGGGCUCUGCCUGUGCCUGGCUCAAAGGGGUCCUCCUGGCCAGCCGGGGCCACCCGGGCCUCCGGGACCCCCUGGAGUUCCAGGCAUUGACGGCAUCGAUGGUGACCGAGGUCCAAAGGGUCCCCCAGGUCCUCCGGGUCCUAUAGGAGAACCGGGGAAACCAGGAGCUCCAGGCAAGCCUGGCACACCAGGAGCUGAUGGAUUAACAGGACCUGAUGGAUCCCCUGGCUCUGUUGGACCAAGGGGACAAAAAGGAGAACCUGGUGUGCCUGGAUCUCGCGGAUUUCCAGGCCGUGGUAUUCCUGGACCCCCGGGUCCUCCUGGGACAGCAGGACUCCCUGGAGAACUUGGCCGAGUAGGACCUGUUGGUGAUCCUGGGAGAAGAGGACCACCUGGCCCCCCUGGACCUCCAGGACCCAGUGGAACAAUUGGCUUUCAUGAUGGAGAUCCUCUGUGUCCCAAUUCCUGCCCACCAGGUCGCUCUGGAUAUCCAGGCCUACCAGGCAUGAGGGGUCAUAAAGGGGCUAAAGGAGAAAUUGGUGAACCAGGAAGACAAGGACACAAGGGUGAAGAAGGUGACCAGGGAGAGCUGGGAGAAGUUGGAGCUCAAGGACCUCCAGGAGCUCAAGGUUUGAGGGGCAUCACCGGUGUUGUUGGGGACAAAGGUGAAAAAGGCGCUCGUGGCUUGGAUGGAGAACCUGGGCCUCGGGGUCUUCCUGGUGCACCUGGUGACCAAGGACAGCGAGGGCCUCCUGGAGAAGCAGGUCCCAAGGGAGACAAAGGGCCUCAAGGUUCUAGAGGAAUCCCUGGCCCCCCUGGACCCAAAGGAGACACGGGCUUGCCAGGCGUGGAUGGCCGUGAUGGAAUACCUGGAAUGCCUGGAACAAAGGGUGAACCAGGGAAACCUGGACCUCCUGGUGAUGCUGGUCUGCAGGGGCUACCAGGUGUACCUGGACUUCCUGGGGCAAAGGGUGUUGCUGGAGAAAAGGGUAACACAGGUGCACCAGGAAAGCCUGGUCAACUGGGAAACUCAGGAAAACCGGGCCCACAGGGACCUCCAGGAGAGGUGGGACCGCGAGGACCCAGGGGCCUUCCUGGCAGUAGAGGAGAAGUAGGACCAGCUGGAGCCCCAGGUCUUCCAGGUAAAUUGGGUUCUGUUGGGAGCCCUGGCCUUCCUGGCUUGCCUGGGCCUCCUGGACUUCCUGGCAUGAAAGGUGACAGGGGUGUAGUUGGGGAAACUGGUCCAAAGGGUGAACAGGGGGCCUCUGGUGAAGAAGGAGAAGCAGGAGAGAGGGGUGAAUUUGGAGACAUAGGAUUGCCUGGCCCAAAGGGAUCUGUGGGGAAUCCUGGAGAGCCUGGUUUGAGAGGGCCUGAAGGUAGCCGGGGGCUUCCUGGAAUUGAAGGCCCCAGAGGACCGCCUGGCCCCCGAGGCGUACAGGGAGAACAGGGUGCCACUGGCCUGCCCGGCAUCCAGGGGCCUCCGGGUAGAGCACCCACAGACCAGCACAUUAAGCAGGUUUGCAUGAGAGCCAUACAAGAACAUUUUGCUGAGAUGGCUGCUAGUCUCAAGCGUCCAGAUUUGGGGGCUUCAGGCCUCCCUGGAAGACCUGGUCCCCCUGGCCCCCCUGGUCCUCCUGGAGAGAAUGGUUUCCCCGGCCAGAUGGGAAUUCGUGGCCUCCCUGGCCUGAAAGGCCCCCCUGGUGCUCUUGGUUUGAGAGGACCUAAAGGUGACUUGGGAGAAAAGGGAGAGCGUGGCCUUCCAGGAAGAGGUCCCAAGGGUUUGCCUGGAGCAACAGGUCUCCCAGGUGACCCAGGCCCUGCCAGUUAUGGGAGAAAUGGCCGGGAUGGGGAGCGAGGCCCCCCUGGAGUGGCAGGAAUUCCUGGUGUACCUGGUCCUCCUGGCCCACCUGGCCUUCCUGGUUUCUGCGAGCCGGCCUCUUGCACCUUGCAGGCUGGUCAGCGAGCAUUUAGCAAAGGGCCUGAUCAGUGAGAGGCUGCAUAUUACAAGGCUGUCUGCGGCAUCUGCACUUGGUGAAGGAGCUUGGCAGAGGACUACCCUGCAAAGCUGGGGUAGAGAUGGCACGCAUUACCUUCAACAUGAUUCCAGAAGCCCUACAACCAGAGUUAGAGCGUUAGUGCUAUUCAACUAGUCCUCUUUCCUCUUGGAGGGAAGAUGAUGAAGUCAGUGGUAACAGAAAAGGAAAAGCCAGAAACUUCCCCAUGUAAAAACAGAGUCCUAUUCCUAAGAUCUUGAACUUCAGUGUGCUAUUUAUAUAUGUGAUUCAUAGUGGGCUACGG